This is a messenger RNA of Salvelinus sp. IW2-2015, 420 nucleotides long. Its product is annotated as protein O-mannosyl-transferase TMTC2. Gene Ontology annotation, molecular function: mannosyltransferase activity; protein binding. The record is from RefSeq and is a predicted model, not a curated record. Gene Ontology annotation, biological process: protein O-linked glycosylation via mannose. Gene Ontology annotation, cellular component: endoplasmic reticulum membrane. NCBI's taxonomy places the organism in Eukaryota, Metazoa, Chordata, Actinopteri, Salmoniformes, Salmonidae.
GGGCAGAAGACUGAGGCAGAGGGUUACUACCGAAGAGCCAUUCAGCUGGACCCUUCCAAAGGAAACUGCUACAUGCAUUAUGGCCAGUUUCUGCUGGAGCAGUCUCGUCUGGCGGAGGCAGCAGAGAUGGCAGAGAGAGCUGCAGAUCUGGACAGCUCAGAGUUUGAUGUGGUCUUCAGCGCCGCUCACAUGCUCAGACAGGCCAGUCUAAACCAGGCAGCAGAGCGGCAUUAUGAGCACGCGGCAAACCUCAGACCAGACUAUCCGGCGGCCUUGAUGAAUCUGGGUGCCAUCCUCCACCUGAAUGGGCGGCUGCCUGAGGCGGAGACCAACUACCUGCGGGCGCUGCAGCUCAAGCCUGAUGACGUCAUCACCCAGUCCAACCUGCGCAAGCUGUGGAANAGUAUCCGGCGGCCUUGA